UUUCUCUCUCUCUCUCUCUUGCUUUUUCAGCCUCUGUAUCUCUCUAGCAUUCUCUCUCUCUAGCUUUAGCUCUCUUUGGGUUUUCAGCUCCUCUGUCCAUGGCUUUUCAGCCUCUGCAUCUCUCAAUUGGUCGUUCAGCCUCUCUCUCUCUCUAACUCUCCCUCUGGUUUUUCACCCCUCUCUCUCCUCUAUCGUAGUUUUUUAACUCUCUCUCAGAGCAUUUCUCUAUCUCAGUCUUUCGCCAUAUCUCUCAUAGUCAUUUCAGGUUUUCUCUCUGUAUCUCUCUUUGUUUUCGUCUCUCUCUCUCAAUUUUUGGGCUUUUCUUUCUCUUGUUUUUUUUAGGGUCUCUUGGUUUUCCAGUCGACCCCCCAGCUGCCUUUUUAUCUCUCUGUGUAACUCUCCUGUAUUUCUGUGUGCGUUUUUUUUGGCCGUGUAUGGGAGAAAUUAAGAAAAAAGUGAAGGUGGAGAUGAGAGGAGGAGAGAGAAACAGUAGGGUUUUGGAGGAGGAAUUGGAGGCCAUGGAUAUGAGCGGCUUGGGGCUGGAAAAGGUUCCCUCAUCCCCCUCCAUUAAUUUGGCAGUCAUCAGUAAAUUGGACCUCUCUAAUAAUAAUUUAGAGAGCAUUCCCGAGUCAUUAAUAGCGAGGUUGCUAAAUUUGGCUAUAAUGGAUGUGCACUCAAACCAGUUGAGGUUGCUGCCAAAUUCAAUUGGAUGCUUGUCUAAGCUCAAGGUCCUCAAUGUUUCUGCGAACCUACUAGAAACACUCCCAAAAACCAUUGAAAAUUGCAAGGCAUUGGAAGACCUGAAUGCCACUUUCAAUAACAUAACAACGCUCCCUGACACCAUCGGAUUCGAGCUCCUAAACUUGCGGAAGCUCUCCCUGAGCUCAAACAAGCUCCCCCACCUUCCAUACUCCACCUCUCACCUCACCUCCCUACGAGUUCUCGACAUCCGCCUCAAUUGCCUGAGAUCUUUACCCCAAGACCUGGAAAACCUAGUAAACUUAGAGGUCUUAAAUGUGAGCCAAAACUUUCAGUACUUAGAAACCUUGCCAUAUUCUAUAGGUCUCUUGCUCUCUCUUCGAGACCUCGACGUCAGCUACAACAAAAUUAAGGUUUUGCCCGAAUCGAUAGCCGGGUUGACGAAGUUGCAGAAGCUGUGUGUUCUAGGGAACCCUCUGGUUUCUCCUCCCAUUGUAGUCACAGAGCAAAGCAUUGAGGCAGUGAAAGAGUAUCUACUGAAUAAAAUGAAUGGUAACGGAAAAGAAGCCAAGAAGUCAUGGAUUGGAAAGCUGGUUAAGUGUGGGACUUUCAAUGGAUCCAUGCUGAAUGCUACAGGGAAAGAAGGGUUUUUGCCUUCGAAGGAUUAUAGAUCAAUUGAUGGGCUCUCUUCACCUGGUUACCUGGGGAUGUUCUCUCCUAAGAGGCUCUUUUCUCCAAGGCAUCAUUUUGCAAGAUGAGAGAGAUUUGUUGGGGUUAGAGAGAGAAUGUGCAGAGUGAGAAUGGGGGUUUUCUUUUAGCAUGUUGGGUGUCAAUAUUAUGCAUUUACACUGUUGUUAGACUUAUGAUUUGGUUUUGGGUCUGUGGAAUUUGUUUUAUACUUUGUGGUUUUAGGUUUAGCUUGUGAGAUGAACAAGUUCAUAGAUGAUUUAUUUUGAACUAUCGCAUGCUGGCUUGGGUUUCUAGUUUGAGUCAGCCUCUGCCUAGACUUGCUUCUUUAUUAAGGAAUUGAAAGAGGAAAAAAAAUUUGAAA
Amborella trichopoda is the source of this 1750-nucleotide messenger RNA. RefSeq names its product plant intracellular Ras-group-related LRR protein 6. Gene Ontology annotation, cellular component: cytoplasm. The record is from RefSeq and is a predicted model, not a curated record. Gene Ontology annotation, molecular function: protein binding. NCBI's taxonomy places the organism in Eukaryota, Viridiplantae, Streptophyta, Magnoliopsida, Amborellales, Amborellaceae.